Messenger RNA from Gossypium arboreum, 492 nucleotides. RefSeq lists its product as uncharacterized. Bases 1 to 492 code for a protein of 163 amino acids. The record is from RefSeq and is a predicted model, not a curated record. Lineage: Eukaryota; Viridiplantae; Streptophyta; Magnoliopsida; Malvales; Malvaceae. The transcript has a single exon.
AUGUAUCAAAGGCUUAUGGGUCGGUUGUUGUACUUAACAAAUACUCAGCCAGAUAUUUCAUAUGCGGUUCAACAUUUGAGCCAAUUUAUGCAAAAACUGAAGAAAUCUCACUAUGAAGCGGCACUUCAAAUUGUUCGGUAUAUUAAAAAAAGUCCAGGGCAAGGGAUUUUUUUGGCUGUUGAGAACAAGGUGCAACUCAUUGCUUAUUGUGAUUCUGAUUCGGCAACAUGUCCUAUGACUAGAAGAUCAAUAAUAGGUUUUUGUAUCAAACUUGGAAACUCACUUGUGUCUUGGAAGUCAAAGAAGCAAAGCACAGUUUCGCGUUCAUCAACUGAAGCUGAGUAUAGAAGUAUGGCAUCAACAGUUGCCGAAAUAGUAUGGUUAAAUGGCCUAUUGAAAGAUAUAUGCUUUGAUCAAAUUGGUCCAGCCCUGUUAUUUUCUGACAGUCAAGCAGCACUUCAGAUCGCGGCGAAUCUAGUAUUCCAUGAGUGA